This is a messenger RNA of Anopheles maculipalpis, 1224 nucleotides long. Its product is annotated as zinc finger protein 90-like. The transcript is spliced from 4 exons. Gene Ontology annotation, biological process: regulation of transcription by RNA polymerase II. The record is from RefSeq and is a predicted model, not a curated record. Gene Ontology annotation, cellular component: nucleus. Gene Ontology annotation, molecular function: zinc ion binding; DNA-binding transcription factor activity, RNA polymerase II-specific; RNA polymerase II transcription regulatory region sequence-specific DNA binding. Bases 1 to 1224 code for a protein of 407 amino acids. Lineage: Eukaryota; Metazoa; Arthropoda; Insecta; Diptera; Culicidae.
AUGGAUCACAAACCAGUUUAUUGUCUUUUAUGUUUUAAAAGCGAAAAUCCUGCCAAAGCAAUUAGCUGUGAGGAACAGCCGAAAGCAGUUACUAUUUUGUGUCGUCAGUUUUGGUUUACUUCCGAAGAAAUCGAACAAAAAUGUGUGUGCAGUGUAUGUUGGACGUAUGUGGAUGAGUUUAACAACUUCUACGAACAAAUUAAGCUGAUACACGAUGCUGAAGAGCAGGAGCAAAUGGCACUUCAGGAGGAUUCCAUGCACAUCGCAUGUGGUGUUGAUAGAAUUGAUACUGAAAUGUUGAUAGAAGAGGAAUCAUCUUUGUUGUCCGAGACGCUAGGGGUGGAUGAAUGCCAUGAUGCUGAUCCUUUGAUCAACCAAAUAAAAGUUGAAACAAUCACCAUAGAAUCAAUCGAUGCUGUAAACUCUGUUAAAGAUGAGUCAAAAGAAAUCAAUGUUGAACAGGAAAACCAUUUUGGAGGAAACUUUCAAGAACAGAAUUUACCAAAAACUAGACAAAACUCCUGUACUUUGGAACGUAUCAAGUGCCACACACUUGGAAAUACAACGGAACAAGCAACGGACGAGAACACAAAUAGUGCAUUUCUCUUCACACAUCAGCAGGAUAAUCGCCGAAAACAAAAUGUUGCAUCAGCUGAACCAAAUGUCUGCACUGAUUGUGGAAAAUUAUACCCUACCGAACAAAGCCUAGAGCAGCACCGCAAAAGAGAUCAUAGGCCCGGGCUUAUGUGCGAUAUCUGUUCGAAAUGGCUUAAAACUCCGGAGAGUUUACGUAAGCACCAACAAAACAGUCAUCACCCGGAACGCACAGACCGCGUGGAAUGCUCCAUUUGUAAAAAAUGGAUGAAAAAUACAGGAAGCCUUAAAAAGCACAUGAUCCGACACGAAACGAGCGAUAAACCGAACAUAUGCGAUAUCUGUGGCAAGGUUUCUCCCAACUAUUCGGCACUACGUAGUCACAAACUGUUUGUGCACGAAAUGCAAAGGACAUUCAGUUGUUUGAUUUGUAAAAAGGCUUUCAAAAGGGCGUUUACGUUGGAGGAACACAUGACUACGCACACGGGCAGUUCACUGUACAAUUGUCCUCACUGCACGAGAACGUUCAAUUCAUCCGCUAAUUUACACGCGCACAGGAAGAAAAUGCAUCGGAAAGAGUGGGAGAUAAGCCGGAAUGAGUACGAAAAACGGUUUCGUGGGGAACAAUAA